Messenger RNA from Jaminaea rosea, 2610 nucleotides. RefSeq names its product PIN domain-like protein. Gene Ontology annotation, molecular function: 5'-3' exonuclease activity; 5'-flap endonuclease activity; DNA binding. Gene Ontology annotation, cellular component: cytoplasm; nucleus. The transcript is spliced from 2 exons. Lineage: Eukaryota; Fungi; Basidiomycota; Exobasidiomycetes; Microstromatales. The record is from RefSeq and is a predicted model, not a curated record. The coding region runs from base 70 to 2541 and encodes 823 amino acids.
CGCCUUCUUGCCUUGCCUCUCCUCACCACGAUAUGAGCAUAUGCUGACCCUCAACAUCGGCCGCCAGACAUGAGGCCCACAUUAUCGUGUGGAGGGAUCAAGGGGAUCUUCCCUCUGCUGAAGAAGGAGUGCCCUCAAGUCUUUCACCCGCUCCCCUCCCUCUUUGCUCUCUCCGGCACCCGUCUCGCGAUUGAUGCCACCCUCCUCGUGCAACGCUUCCACUUCACGGCUCACGACCCGCAUCCUGCCCGCCACUUGAUCGGGUUCCACCGGCUCAUCACCUCACUCCGCAACAAUGACGUGUUUCCCAUCUUCGUCUUCGAUCACCUGACAUCACGACUGGCGGCCAAGGCAAGGGAGGCAGAUAAGAGGCGCGAAAUGAGGCGUUUGACGAGGAGGAGAAUGAGGGUGGAGGAAAGGAGAAGGGAGAGAUUGGACGGCUUGAGACGGUGGGUGGGGGAGUUGGGCAAGUUGGACGAGGAGGGACGCAGUGAGGUCAGGAGGAUGUUGAGGCAAGCCAGACAGAUCGAUGUGGGUGAUGGCUCAGGCCUAGUGAGCGACGAGCUCGUGGACGAGGCGGCCAAUCGCGCUCUGCUUGAAGAGGUGCAAGCCGCCCCUUCGCUCGUGGAGUCAGGCCAGUCCCUCCAGACCUUGACUGAGCGCAACGCCCGGCUACUCGAAGCAGCAAGCAAGGAGGGCGAAGACACGGGAGCCGUGACGCCCUCUCUUUUCUUUUAUGAAGCCGAAGAGACGGCUCAAGCUCGCUCGACUGCCCUCGGCCUCGGUUCACCUGGCGCUUCACCCCCUCCAACACCUCAAGACCUGGCCGUCCAAUUCGAAUGGCUUCAGCAAGAUUUCUGGCGUUCGUCCUUCAGCAGCUCAUCCGUGUCGUCGGUUGCGCUACAAGCCUCCACACCUGCUCAGCUCAAGAUGGACGACUUUGAAUCGAGGCUGUACGAGUAUCUGGCGCACAGCGAGCUGGUGGACCCCGCAGCUGCGACUAUGGAGUCGAUUCAGGAUGCGAUAGGUGCGCGGGAUGAGCAGCAGGAGGCAGCCGCAGAGGUGACCAUACCUCCAGCAAUGCAGUCCGCCCCUGCUGCUCGAACGCCGCUCACACGAACCGACCUCGACGCCAUCUCGUCCCGCGCUCAUGCGCUGCGCCAGUCCUACGUCCGCUCCUCCUCCCCUCUCCCGACUACAAUUUUCGAUGACUGCGCCCAUCUCUGCACCCUGCUCCGCGUGCCAGUCCUAUGGACCGGCUCGGGGAAUCCACACGGCGGGGCCAAAGGUGAGGCCGAGGCCCUGGCCGCUAGUCUGGUAUUGCAGGGCCAGGCAGACGUGGUUGCUACCGAGGACUCUGAUGUGUUGCUGGCUGAAGUGCCAUUAUUGAGGGGCUUGACAGGAAGUAAGCGCGGCAUGGAGCUUGUCGAUUCGAGGGGAGCUAGAAGAGGGCUGUUUCCGCCGAAGGUCGAGGCGCCGAGGAAGGCGACCAGAAAAGGCGGCGCUGCGCAGGAUGGGCUGGCGCCUACUCAAGACCAAAUCCAAGAUCAACCGACAUCCUCGGAUUCGCCCGACAACGCUGCCCUCGCUCGCGCAGACAAGCUCUCCAGAUACGCAAUGCUCGAGUUUGCCCUCCUCUGCGGCACGGACUACAAUCGCACCAUCACUGGCCUGGGUCCGCGCGGGGCUUUGAAGCUGCUGCGGGAGCAUGGUGGGACAAUCAGAGGCGUGCUGAAGGGGACAGGGGCGCUCAAUGCUGCUGGUGCUGAAGGCUUUACCGCGACAUCCUCUAGCGCAGAGAGGGAAGAGGCGGCUAGCAGUUCCAGUCAUUCUACGUCCCCGCCGACGUUGCCUACUUCUUCAUCGUCGAGCGGCAGCAGCACCUCCGCCAAGACCUUCUCGCCUCCCGACAAUCUUACGUGGAAAGAAUACGGCGGCGAGCUCUCUCGCGCUCGCUCCGUGUUCCGCAAUCCACCCGAUGCGAUGCGUGCGUUGAGACUAGCGGGGAUCGGGGCGUGGACGGAUAAAGGCACGGCCAGCGGUGUUGCGGCUGCGGGUCAGCAGCAGCAUGAUGUAGAGAAGGAUGAGCAGGGUGAGGAGGGAUUGAGCAUCCCUGAACCGGCAGAAAUGUCGAUUAUGGAUCGUCUGGCCAGUACUGCCCGCCCUGCGCACCCUGCUCUUCCUUCCACUGCCCCUACCGCUACUUUCUCGACUCCAGCAGCGCAGCAGUCCGACGCGAUCGCGGAGGAAGCCGAGACGCAUGUAGGCUUCGAGGAGCUCGCGGGCAAGCGACACUUUCGCGUCCCCGAGUACGAUCGCAGGGCGGUCGCUGAGUUCCUGCGGCUGAAGGGACUCGGAGCAGCGAGCAAGGGCGAGGGUCAGGGAGGAAACGCCGAGGCCAAUGAGUUGGCAGGCGAGCCAGCGGAGACGAGGGCCGCAGCAUCGUUCUGGCCGACGCCGGAGGGCGCAGGGCAGGAGAGUGGCUUCGGGCGGGCCUUUGGCGGAGAAGUAGCUUCUAGACGAUUUGCUUUUGAUCUGUAGCGUGGCAGUCCACGCGCCCACAAUGUACCAUAGAACACACACACACAAUGACACGAGACCAUCAUGACC